Sitodiplosis mosellana (orange wheat blossom midge) is the source of this 4272-nucleotide messenger RNA. It is a transcript of the gene Phm, whose product is annotated as peptidylglycine alpha-hydroxylating monooxygenase. Gene Ontology annotation, molecular function: copper ion binding; oxidoreductase activity, acting on paired donors, with incorporation or reduction of molecular oxygen, reduced ascorbate as one donor, and incorporation of one atom of oxygen. The record is from RefSeq and is a predicted model, not a curated record. Gene Ontology annotation, biological process: peptide metabolic process. Gene Ontology annotation, cellular component: extracellular region; membrane. The transcript is spliced from 9 exons. The coding region runs from base 1806 to 2840 and encodes 344 amino acids. NCBI's taxonomy places the organism in Eukaryota, Metazoa, Arthropoda, Insecta, Diptera, Cecidomyiidae.
GUUUUCAUAGCAUAAAAUUGACAUGAUCGUGUUAAACAGGUUUUGACGAAUAGUUAUAAACACAACAUGUAUACAUCUAUCUAUACAUAGUUCAAUGCUGGUUUCAAAUUCAUAAGCAUAUCGAUACGCAUAUACAAAUCAAAGUCAAUGUUGAACGAACCAAACUGCGCAGUGUUUUGGUGUGCUUUAGCGGUGCACACAAAUACCUUUACAAUAGACCGAAAGCAGCAGUAGCAGCCGCAGCAGCACAUCGAUGACGAUAAUGCGAGAGAGUACGAACCAUUCUCCGCAUGAUACACACAGUACACACUCCGCAUAUACUACGGCAUACGGACAGACGAAUGUGCGAAAAAGAGAACGAAACACACGUUACAAAUACACCAUCACAUACAUCGACUCUCAAUUCAUCCAGCUAAGAACGGACCAACGUUAUUUCACACGAAUAGACAUUUGAGAAGACUCUCUACCAAACAAAGCUACAAGUGAAUGAUAGUCGAAGUUGAAAAAAAUGUAACAAGCUGACGGAUUUGUAUCAAUCAAAUGUACGUUUUUCGUAUCGAAGGUUCAAGUAAAGACGAAUUAGAGUGAAAAAAAGUGGUUUUUUUAAUAAUUGAAUUUCAAAUUUUCGAGUGGGUUGAGUUAUAUUUGUUAUGUUAUUUUAGUGACAUUUUUCUAUUUUGCAAAUUGAUUGGAAAAUUGCAAAAUUAGUGAACAAAGUAAAUAUUCGUUCUCUUUGAAUUUGUGUGAAUUAUUCUAUUCUAAUAAGAUCGAUGCCAGCAAGAGCCUUAUCCAUAAUUGAUUAGAUUUCGAAUAAUAAUCGUUGCUUAAUGCUAAUGCGUGUGAAAUUUGUGGGUUUUAAAAUACAGGCUAGGACAAUAUCAUUUGUAACAUAUGUUGUGUUUGAAGAUGAUUUCCAAAUCGAUUCCACCUGUUAGGUUUUUUUUGUUUGUUUGAGCCAAGCAUUCGGAUCAUAAUCAGUAAAUAGCUAAAAUUCAAUGUAAAUUAAUUGAAGGCGAAAGAAGAAAAGAAAAAAAAACAGCGAUAUUUAUUAGGUGUUUGUUAUCGUGUAAUCGUAAACUGCGUUCAUUUUGUGUGUGAAUGUGUGAGAAAUAUGCUAAACGGCACGGUAGCUUUGACGGCCAACUAGAACAGGUAGAUGAUUGAAAUGAUGGAAAAAAACAUAUGAACAUUGUGAAAUUGAAAGAAAACGAAAAAGCAUUCAUCGUCCAACUAUAGAACAUGGUUACCUUCAUUUGCGCGGAUUGUGUUAAUUUUUUGCGAAUGCAAAAAAAGCCCACCGUAAUGAGCAACUCAUACGUUGAUGAGCAACAAGCAAAUGAAGAAUUCGGCCUUUGACGUCAUUGCGAAUUACUACGAGGAUAAUGUAUAUAGAAUGCAUACGCGCGCAAAUACAGACACAGACACACAUUGUGGUUGGCACCGUUUGGAGAAAAUGACAAGUUGUUACAGUAUCACACACUUGUCUUGCUCCUUCAACAACCAACACCUAGCGCUUGAAAAGCGUUAACCAUUUUCAAUAUAGUGUCCGAUCGGAGUGCGGCGAAUGUAUUAUACAGCGGGUUUUCCCCCAAACCCACCCGAUUCGAUUUACUUCAAUGGAAAAAAAAGAAUCGACUAGAAUCAAUUCGGUGUAUAACACUGACUGAUUUUUGUCAUGAGCAUCGUUUUGUUGUAUUGAUUGAUAACUGAGGCGAAAAAAAACGAGAGUAAACACAAACAGAGUCUCCCCCUUUUGGGAACAUCAAGUUGGCUAUAUAUCAAAUUUCAAUUGCAUCACAUCAAAGAUGAUCGAAGCAUUCCAUAUGGUGUCGUUGGUCAGCAUAUUGCUAGUUGUAAUAUUUGUGCAUACAUCGCAAGCUUUAAUUGAGAAUGCUGUCGGACGAUUCCCAUUUUUAAUGCCAAAUGUGCAUCCAUAUCGGUCGGAGCUUUACUUAUGUACGCCAAUCAGAGUCGACUACAGCAACAACUAUUUCAUCGUUGGAUUCGAGCCGAACGCAACCAUGAACACAGCCCAUCACAUGCUACUGUACGGAUGCGGUGAGCCGGGCACGGUAAAUCACGUAUGGAAUUGCGGUGAGAUGGCUGCUCGCGGUGAGGAUGAUACGCAUGAGGUGGCUAGUCCUUGUGCGCAAGGCUCGCAUUCACAGAUCAUUUAUGCAUGGGCCCGUGAUGCGCCCAAAUUGGAGCUACCCGAAGGAGUUGGAUUCAAAGUAGGCAAAGACUCACCAAUCCAAUAUUUAGUGCUGCAAGUACAUUAUAUGCACAAGUUUCAAGAUGGAAUAACAGAUGACUCGGGAAUUUUCCUCCACUACACCAAACAAUUACUAAACAAACAAGCUGGUGUUUUGUUGCUGGGGACAGCGGGUAUGAUACCACCAUAUUCCGUUGAGCAUAUGGAAACCACAUGCACCAUUGAUGAACCGAAAGUAAUUCAUCCGUUUGCAUUCCGUGUGCACACCCAUUCGUUGGGCAAAGUUGUGUCUGGUUUUCGCAUACGCGAUGGAAAAUGGACAUUGCUAGGUAAACGUGAUCCAAUGAAACCGCAAAUGUUUUAUCCAGUCAAUACCACCGAACCAAUUAUGUUUGGCGACACAUUGGCGGCCCGUUGUACAAUGCAUAGCAACCGAAAACGGCUCACAUUCAUUGGAGCGACAAAUGAAGAUGAAAUGUGUAAUUUCUAUUUGAUGUAUUAUGUGGAGAAUGGUGAUCCAUUGAGUCGAAAAUACUGCUUUGGCUCUGGUCCACCGAAAUACUACUGGCGAAACGAUGAAAGCCUACAGAAUAUCCCCGACGAAGAGGCCAGCCAGUUGGAUGAUUAGAGUGAAAAUAGAAGGAAACGCACACAAACAAACCAAGUGCACACAAGUCACGUACCCAUUUUUAUUUGUGUUAGUGAAGAGAGAGUGAGAGAGAGAGAAAAAAAAGAGAAUUGUGUAAAUAUUUCGUUUAGAUGAAUUUAAAUUAUCAUUGUGUUUUAUACCAUCUCAACCGAUUCCUUCGCAUCUCAGUUUGAAGGAGACAAAAAAAAAACUGAAAUUUUAUGACAAAUUGAAGGAUCUGAUUUUAAUGGGCAUUCGAAUGUUGGCACACAAACAGAUUGAUAGGAUAUUUUAUAGGCAUGGCAAAUGACAAAUGCAUAGCAUUUUCUCUCUAUUUUAUUUUCUUAUUUCCAACUUUUUCACAUGACUUAUUGACUUUGCACGCAUGUAAAAUAUGCUUAAUUGUCCAACAACAACAAAAAACGUUCAAACAAACUGCACAACAAAUUGAGUUUUUGUUUUCACUUUUGCAAUUUGUUUUUGUUUCACUUGAUUUGAAUAAGACGAUGUUUCUUGUUGGUCUUGUGUUUUUUAGCACAAAACAAAAUCACUUUUCGAUUUGACGUGCAACAGAUAACUAGUUAUUUAUCAGAAGAAAAAGAAAAUGAUGUUAUUUUUGUAAGAGAAAAGAAAAAUCCAACUAUAGAAACAGAUUUAUAUAUAUUGAGAGUCAGAGAGAAUAAAUAUUAUGGAUAGAAAACAAUAUGAGCGGCAUAAUGACCAAAAUGUGAAGAGUACAAAAUGUUCAAAUGGAAUGUAUAUGAAUGGAUUUAUUUUUCUGUUGCAAUUAUGAUGAGCAAAAAAAAAUCGAAUAGCGGCCAAAACACAACAGAUAGAUAGAUAGAUGAUGAUGAUGACGAUGACGAUGACGACAAAAGUUUAUUUUUCUAAUGAGCACAUAUUUAUAUUGACAAACAGUACUGAACACAAUAUCAAUACUUACGGGUACAAUAGAAGAAACAAGAAGCCAUUUUUUUGUUUGUCUUCUUUUUUUCUCUCCUGAAUUUGAAACCAUUUAAGUUUGUCUGCGAGUGAGUUUUUAGUUGCGAUUUUUCAGUUUAUCAGUCAGAACAUUUGUCAAAUGGAUUAAAUUUUACUGUGGAUGUUCAAUAGAACAAUUUGUUCUAAUGUGCUGUCGUCAAAUGGACACACCUACACAUAUCCAACCAAAAAAAAAAACGGAGUCAUUUCAUUAUCAAAAACUAUGUACAGAAAUCAACAUUGGAAGAGCAAUUCUUCUUACUCCCCAUCAGCUCAUUUAAUUUGAAUACAAACACACAAACAAAAUGAAGGAACGACAUUUCAAUACAAAUUGCCCAUCAUGUUUCAUCAAUUAAUGGACUUAAAAAUACAUGACUUUUUUCCAUUACCAUCCAAAUCUAUGUACUUACUACAUCAUGAAUAAACGUGAAAAACAAUUAUAAAAAAAAAA